AUGUUGACUCAUGAUAAGAAGGAGAGGAAGAUUCCGAUAUCAAGUGGGAGUGGUAAGGGUCUAACCAAAGGUAUCGUCAAAUCUAAUGCUGGAAUCAAUAGAGGUACACCUUCAAAGAUGGUCAACACAAAUGCAUCGGUUGGUGGUUCUCGAACGAAUACAACUACAACAUCUACUACUACAAAGCCUACAUCUGUAAAGAAGUUCAAGUUUAAUGAAUUGAUGAAAAAAGCAUCCAAGGUUGAUCAAACCAAACUUUCUAUUAAUUUCAGUCUGCGAUCAAAAUCACCAGAAACAACAAGCACACAGAACAGGGUUUUAGCUUCUCAAAAAAGACCAAAUACUGACUAUAAAUCCUCAGUCCCUAAUGUUAAGGUGAAUAACAAUCAAAUCAGACCGCCGAUAACUUCAAAAUUCCUCAAUAAUAAUUCCUCAACUACUCAAAAAGAACCUGUUAAAUUAAAUAAGCUUCCUAAUCGAGAAAUUAAAACAUCCGCUUCUCUCAAAUCCAAAUCUGCUUUGGUAAGUCCUAUUCAGAAUAAGUCACGACAUAUUCAGAAGACGUCUGAACAAAUAUCUCGUACAGUUCCAUACAUAGAAAAGGGUGAGAAACGAAAAGAACUAAGUUCAAGCAGGAUUUUGAAUAAGAAAGAUCAUAAGAAGGUGCCCGUAAGUCAGAAAUCGGUCAAAAGUUCCAAGAUAGUGGAAAGAGAUCCAGUGGCCAAAAAAUCAUCCAUCCCAUUUAGAGGUCCGUCAGCCAAGUUGCAAGAAAAUUUAAACAAGCGCCAGAAAGUUGGUGGAAACAAUAAUAGAUUAGUUAAAUCUUCAAGAACAGCUCUGCAUAAUAGUGAUGACGAUGACGAUGAUAUGAGCUCUUUUAUUGCAUCGGAUGAGGAAGAAGAAGAAGGAAGAGAUUUAGGUUAUAAUAGAGAUGAAAUUUGGGCCAUAUUUAAUAAAGGGAAUAAGAGAAGCUAUAAUCGUCAAGUAUAUUCUGAUUCUGAUUCUGAUUCUGAUAUGGAGGCUACGGGAGCCGACAUAUUAGAGGAAGAAAACAGGUCGAGAAGGACAGCUGAACUCGAAGAUAAACGGGAAUUGGAACAAGAAAAGCGAUUAUCUGCCAUGAAAAAAGCUAGGAAAGCAAAAUAG
This is a messenger RNA of Scheffersomyces coipomensis, 1146 nucleotides long. RefSeq lists its product as uncharacterized. Bases 1 to 1146 code for a protein of 381 amino acids. The transcript has a single exon. NCBI's taxonomy places the organism in Eukaryota, Fungi, Ascomycota, Pichiomycetes, Serinales, Debaryomycetaceae. The record is from RefSeq and is a predicted model, not a curated record.